UUAGUAGCUCUCGGGGUUGGUCAUGCAAGUCAAUUUUCAGGCUUUGAAAUUUGUCCCAUCAUUCUGUGAUCUCAACACUAUUAAAACAGAGAAAAUUAGUGUGCAUAUACCAAAGAAAAGUUUACUCAAUUAGUGAGCGUAUACCAAAGAAAAGGUUUGUCAAGAUGAAGCAAUUAGAGGAAACUAAAAUUGGUGGUGCAAAGACAAAACAGGUGGUUCCACCACCUCCUCCACCUCUGCCACAACUUCCAAGGUUCUGGGUUAAGAAGAGUUUUACAGAAAGUGUGACAAAUCAAGAGAUUGCCAAAUUCUGGAGGCAGAAGCGCAUUGAGGAAGAAGAUCACCUUCUUGCUGCCAUCAAGGCUGCAGCUCGAAUUAGGGCCCGAAAUCUUUCAGAGGAAGACUACAAGUGCUUUGAGGAUUCCUUGAAGGAUGAGGAUGAAGAUACCAUGGAGAACAACACAGCAGUCACUGCCAGUGACAGCAAGAACAAUGAAAUUCGUGUGGGAAUAAAGGACUGGUGGACAAAAAGCAAGUAUGCCUACUUAAACCAGCCAGCCAUCAAGUCCAUGGAUCCUUCCAAAAGAAGAACUUCCACUUACAUUCCCAAUUGUUUACAUUAUAAGCCCACUCCUUUAUAUCCUACAUCCCUUGGUGUGUUUUAGACCAUUGGAGCUGCUUCAAUUGACUGUAUUCAUUUGAAAAUGUGAAAAACAUUGUUUGUGCUGCAUGAUUUGCUGAGUUGUGUUCUUUUCAGUAAGGGUGUGUUUGUGUAGUGGCUGCAUUUGCGUUUGUGUAGGUUGCGCUUUUUUUGGCUAGUCCAUGGCACUGUUCAUGGAUCAGCCAAGUGAUAAAAACACGUGAAUAGUAAUUUGCAGCAAUAAAAAAUAUUUUACUACAA
Messenger RNA from Quercus lobata, 901 nucleotides. RefSeq names its product Big1. The record is from RefSeq and is a predicted model, not a curated record. The transcript has 3 exons. The coding region runs from base 165 to 665 and encodes 166 amino acids. Lineage: Eukaryota; Viridiplantae; Streptophyta; Magnoliopsida; Fagales; Fagaceae.